Messenger RNA from Symbiodinium pilosum, 1557 nucleotides. The record is from the annotation of a GenBank genome assembly. NCBI's taxonomy places the organism in Eukaryota, Dinophyceae, Suessiales, Symbiodiniaceae.
AUGGAGCUGGAACACCGCUAUUGCCUGGGCCUUUGCUGCCUGGUGAACGGAGGUCGUGAAGUAGGGGAGUGGAUGAGUAACGACAAGCGCCUUCCCCUUAUUUCCGCUACCGGCUCAACCCGUAUGGGACAAAAAGUAGGCGAAGCCGUAGCCCGCAGGCUGGGUAAAUCCCUGUUGGAGCUGGGCGGUAACAAUGCCAUUAUUAUUACUGAGAACGCAGAUCUGGACUCUACCCUGGUAGGGGCCGUGUUUGGAGCUGUGGGUACGGCCGGACAGCGUUGCACCAGUACCCGCAGACUGAUCAUACACGACAGUAUGUAUGAGGAGGUAAAGGAAAAACUGAAAAAAGCCUACGGACAGUUGCGUAUUGGUGAUCCUCUGGAUACCAAUAAUCAUGUAGGUCCACUGAUUGACACCCUGGCGGUGGAUAUGUAUGAGAAUGCCCUGGAGAAGAUCGGUAAAGAAGGGGGUACCAUGGUAGUGGACGGUGGCCGACUGGAAGGAGCUUCCUAUGAAAGCGGUUGCUAUGUAAAGCCUUGUAUUGCCGAGGUGCAGAAUGACUAUGAAAUUGUAUGUACGGAGACUUUUGCACCCAUUUUAUACCUGAUCCGCUACAGUGAGCUGGAUGAAGCCAUUGAAAUGCAGAAUGCCGUACCGCAGGGUUUGUCAUCGGCUAUUAUGACCACCAAUAUGCGUGAAGCUGAACGUUUCCUUUCCGCAGCCGGUAGCGAUUGCGGUAUUGCCAACGUAAACAUUGGUACUUCAGGAGCUGAAAUUGGCGGAGCUUUUGGUGGUGAAAAAGAAACCGGUGGUGGACGCGAAAGUGGUUCCGAUGCCUGGAAAGCCUAUAUGCGCAGACAGACCAAUACCAUUAACUAUUCCACAGAACUUCCGUUGGUCUCCCAUCAGGCGGUUCUGGUCAAAGGUUCCCUGGUCGCGGUUGUAGCGCAGCAGGAAACGCUCGCGAAUGGCAUAGGUUGCAAAGGCUUCAUCAAAACGGAAUACCUGGGUGAAUUUGUAUACGGAGGUAUUGACGGUAGUGUAACCACCUUUGCCGUAGUAGCCGGUGCAGCCGGUGCGCAGCUGGAUAGUGCGGUGGUCAUUAUUCUGGGUUUUGCCAACCUGCUGGCCGAUGGCUUUGCCAUGAGCGUGGGCAGUUACCUUUCCACCAAAAGUGAAAAAGAAAAUUACAAUAAGCACAAGGACAUUGAAUACUGGGAAGUAGAUAACCUGCCGGAAAAGGAACGGGAAGAGAUCCGCGAGAUCUACGAGGCUAAAGGGUUUAAAGGUGAAUUACUGGAACAGGUGGUGCAUGUAAUUACCGAAGACCGCCACCGCUGGGUGGAUGUAAUGAUGAAGGAAGAACUGGAGAUGACGGAAGAAACCAAAUCACCCGUAGCUAUGGGGGCCGUAACCUUUAUGAGCUUUCUGCUUUUUGGCUUUAUUCCGCUGCUGGUAUACGUUAUUGAUUAUUCCUCUGGUUUGGAUGCUGAUCUCUUUUUGUGGUCAUCUGUAAUGACAGCCGUGGUGUUUGGUCUUAUUGGCUACCUUAAAGCG